UAUUUACCCGGCCUCGUAGUAGGUACUGUCGAGUAAUUCAUAUAUCCAAAUUGCCCGGAGAUCUGGACCACGGUGGGAUCGUAGAUUGUUGAGGACCCUGGGUCUGCUUAAUGAUUCUGAUUAAUUCGCCUGAUUAAGCAAUUACUUCAUCAGCAACCUCUUGACAUCACUCACAUCACUCGCCUUGCUGUCAUCUAUUUUUGUUCCUUAUAUUUGAACCCCACGACGACUCCUUCAACAGGAGUAGCGUGUAGCAAAUAUACGCAAGGGAAGUUCUCAACACGGCCCAUUUGCAUAACUCCUAUCGCCUAGAGGCGUCUCUCUAGACUUGCCCCCAUAUAUUUUUGUAUACCAUCUUCCACAUAGGCUCUUCAUCAUGGGCGCCGACGAGGUCACGAUCUCCCCGACGAGGACCAUCGUCCUCUCAGCAUGGGGCAUCUUCAAGGAGCAAUGGCCGCUUCUCAUCCCACUCUUCAUCGUCCUCCGGAUUUUAUAUAAGCGUUAUGCUUCACCGUUACGCGAAUAUCCCGGUCCCUUCGUAGCCUCCUUCACCCGUCUCUGGAAAGUCAUGUCCACGAUCUCGGAGCAAACUCAUCUGCACCACAUUGAACUGCACCGCAAGUACGGCCCCAUCGUGCGCAUCUCGCCCAACGAGCUCUCUUUUUCAUCUCCAACAGUCGCUCGUCACGUUCUCUCGGCCGGAAAGCGCUUCUAUAAGACGGACUUUUACUCGGUCUUCCCGCCGCCAGAGAACCCGGAUAUCUUCACAGAAAUUCGCGAGGAUGUGCACGCCAUGAAGAAGAAGGUGGCCAACGUGCCGUACUCGAUGGCCGCCAUGCGCCAGCUCAGCCCUUUUAUCGAUGACACCAUCGACUUCCUCGUUAGUCGGCUCGACCAGUUCUGCCCUGACACUGCCAUCCCCGGAUUCCAACAGGCUGGUCUCCCUGGCCGAAACACCAUUGUUAACCUUGGCGACUGGCUACACUUUUUUGCCUUUGACGUGCUCGGUGAGGUGGCUUUUGGAAGGUCGUUUGGCUUCUUAGCUGCCGGCGUCGACAAGGAGAACGCCAUCAAGACCAUCGACAACAGCCAGAAGUACAACGGAAUCGUUGGUCAGAUCCCCGAGAUCGAUUGCCUGCUAAGGAGGAACCCGCUCUGGAGGUGGAUUCCCGCCUUCGACCCUAACAAUGCGGUCGUCACCCGUAUCGCCCGCGAGGAGAUGCAGAAGCGUCGCCCCUUCGAAGUUGAGCGCGAUGGCAAGGGUGCUAGCGGCGAUGGUCGCGAGGACCUCCUAUCAUCGCUGAUCAAGGGCCACCUGAAGGACAAGACAAAGUUCCACGAAGGUGACAUCUUUGCUGUGACUCAUGGUGCUAUUUUCGCUGGCUCGGACUCGACUGCCUCUUCCAUGCAAUCCUUCUUCUGGCAUGUCCUAUCUGCUCCGAAGGUACUUGCAAGGUUGGUAGAGGAGAUUGAUACGGCGGCACGUGAUGGAACGAUCUCGGCGCAAGGUAACAUCCAGUGGACUGAGGCUCAGAACCUACCAUACUUCCAGGCAUGCCUAAAGGAAGCGAUGCGCAUGCGUCCUGCGGUCGGUGUUAACAUCGCUCGGUACGUGCCCCCGGAGGGCAUCGAGAUUGAGGGCCGCCACAUCCCCGGUGGUACGCGACUCGCACUCAACGGCUGGGUUCUGCACCGCGACAAGGCCACCUUCGGUCAGGAUGCCGACUACUUCCGUCCGGAACGCUGGCUUGAAGACCCCGAAAAUGCCAAGGUCAUGGAGAGAUACAUGUUCCAGUUUGGCGGUGGUGCCCACGUCUGCAUCGGUCGGAACCUGGCGCUACUCGAGAUUAACAAGGUGAUCCCUCGCCUCCUCCGCGACUUCGAGUUCGAGCUGGUCUACCCGGGCCGAGAGCUCAAGGCGAAGGCGACCUUCUUCGUGGUCCAGGAAGGCCUCGAGGUGUACAUCUCGCGAAAGCAGAGCGAGAAGGAGACGCAGCAAUAAAAGCUUAGACUCAUACCAUAGUUCUUCAAAGAACAAACUUAAUGAUGCUACUGAUAAUAGUAUCGGGGACGGCGGGCAACGGCGUUGUUGUGUUAGAGCUGGGCUCGCGGCUUACGAAAAAUGCUUUACUUGGGCAGCAUGUUUUGCAUACCAUUUUACGCAGCGUUUUUGUUGUUCCUUUUUUCUUUGGGAAGGAUGUUUAUACGGCACAGAGGUUGUAGAUGGACGAGAUACACGCGCGGCGCGUUAUAUACCAGAAGAUGUUUGGCAAAUUGCUUACUGUAUUAUGAAUAUCUGAGGCGAGUUGGAUGUAACUAAUGACGACGUUUCGCUAUUAGAAAAUAUUGCGAUAGGCGGAGAUAGUUACACAGACUCGGCAAUAGGGACUAAUAUCAUGUUGACUUUCCUUUUUGAGAUUAUAAUAGCUCAAGUCAUAGUAUCAAGAAGCAGAGCUUCUUUCUGGAGUCUUAUUGCUUAUACCUAGGCCAUGUGUUGAUUGUCGAGUGAAGUUGUUGUGAACUACACCGU
Molecule: messenger RNA, 2530 nt
Organism: Daldinia loculata
Lineage: Eukaryota; Fungi; Ascomycota; Sordariomycetes; Xylariales; Hypoxylaceae
Product: cytochrome P450
Exons: 3
Coding region: 377-2002 (541 amino acids)
Molecular function (GO): heme binding; monooxygenase activity; oxidoreductase activity, acting on paired donors, with incorporation or reduction of molecular oxygen
Source: RefSeq, a predicted model, not a curated record